AUGGCUGUCUUCUAUGCGAUUGAUCCCCUUUGCGAUGCCGACUUUGAGCGUUUAAGCCACAUUUGCGAAGCGUCUGCCACAGUUGCACACCCUGCCACCCGCCCUGAACGACAAAAGCACCCAGCAGGGUCAAAGAGACCCUUGGCGGAUCGCCCCUGGGACCGCGCAAUACAGCAACUGCACCGGAGCAUUCUGGGAGAAUAUUGGACGCUCGGCUUAUUCCUCGAAGCUUUCAUGUUUGAUCGCCGGUACCUAUGUGACGAUGCAUAUGGCCAAUACCGACUCAACUCCUACCUCUGUCCCGUCCUUCAAUCUGUCGCUGCAAUUCUCUACGAACAGGAGUGCGGUGGCCAUCUCGAGCCUAUCGAAGGGGCAAAAUUCAACUCCUUCAUAUAUCGUAUACACAGCGUCCGAGCGGUCGACUUAAUUCCGUCUCUUUUCGAGCACAUGCUUGUCAUCGAUUACGGCCUCGGAAUACAUCCACUGCGUGGAGGAGGCUUCUGGUCACCGGUAUGGUUUAUGUGGCGUGACCUAAUACCGCAUGUCAAGGAACUGGCAAAGCAUCUCUGCUGGAUGGUGGGCCAGUGUAGCCAGGGUGCCAUACCGGGCAUGGAUAUGUUGGACUUUAUGGGCCAUCGCUUGAAUCAGAUAGGGUACUCAUUCAAUAUGGCUGACGUUGGGAUUAUGCUAUUCUACUACCAUACUCAUCAUACAGAGUUAAGCCAACAAGAGUACUUUGAAGGUUUUACGGGCUAUACGGGGGUUCUGAACGAGCUGGUUGCAGAGAUUCCGACGAGAGGGCCAGGCCGUCUUACUCGGAAGCUUUCCGUCGACUUCUACGAGCUUAUUCCAAAAUGUGUCAGGAACGUCGAUCUUCGACAUGAACUUCGCGUUGCCGUACUGCAAUUGGCGAUCGAGCAUGGGAUCAGGAUCCGUGGCCCUGAGAUUACAAAGGACUUGUCGAAUUGGGCAGCAUGA
Messenger RNA from Thyridium curvatum, 978 nucleotides. RefSeq lists its product as uncharacterized. The record is from RefSeq and is a predicted model, not a curated record. NCBI's taxonomy places the organism in Eukaryota, Fungi, Ascomycota, Sordariomycetes, Thyridiales, Thyridiaceae. The coding region runs from base 1 to 978 and encodes 325 amino acids. The transcript has a single exon.